Messenger RNA from Menidia menidia (Atlantic silverside), 987 nucleotides. The record is from the annotation of a GenBank genome assembly. NCBI's taxonomy places the organism in Eukaryota, Metazoa, Chordata, Actinopteri, Atheriniformes, Atherinopsidae.
GACACUACUGAGCAGAAGAAGCCGAGCCAUGCUGGAUCCAAGCCCUCCCUCUCUGAGAGCAGUUGCAGACUCCCUCAGAUAGCCAUGAACACCUGCAAGUACAAUGGCGGAGUGGUGAGACCACUAGUAGGCAGCCUGGCAUCCUCGUCGCGCCGUAAUCUUGCAGAGCUCGACUCAGAGACACAACCCUUGCAGACGCUGCACAGCUCUGGCCUGGAGGUGGUGGUGUCCAAGGGAAACGGCGGCGAAGAUCCCAGUAAAGCAUCCAAUGAGAGCUUGGUCAGGGAGGGCAGUGGGCGAAGUGAAGGCAGAGCUCCCCAGAAGAAAAACAAGGACAUUGGUUACAAGCUUGGACAUCGGAGGGCAUUGUUUGAGAAGCGGAAGAGGCUAAGCGAUUACGCACUCAUCUUUGGGAUGUUUGGAAUUGUUGUCAUGGUGACAGAAACUGAACUGUCAUGGGGGGUAUACACUAAGGAAUCUUCAUACUCAUUUGCACUGAAAUGCCUUAUCAGCCUUUCCACUGUUAUAUUGCUUGGUCUUAUAAUAAUGUACCAUGCCCGGGAAAUCCAGCUGUUUAUGGUUGACAAUGGUGCGGACGAUUGGAGGAUAGCCAUGACAUAUGAGCGAAUCUUCUUCAUCGUGCUGGAGCUUUUGGUGUGUGCCAUUCACCCUAUCCCAGGCCAAUAUGUCUUUACCUGGACGGCACGGCUGGCCUUUACCUACACUCCAUCCGUGGCAGAUGCAGAUGUGGACAUCAUUCUCUCUAUUCCAAUGUUCCUGAGACUGUACCUGAUAGGCAGGGUCAUGUUACUCCACAGCAAGCUGUUCACGGACGCUUCAUCCCGCAGCAUUGGGGCUCUCAACAAGAUCAACUUCAAUACACGCUUUGUCAUGAAGACUCUCAUGACCAUCUGUCCAGGAACUGUUUUGCUGGUGUUCAGUAUAUCCUCCUGGAUCAUUGCUGCAUGGACUGUGCGUGUCUGUGAG